Messenger RNA from Angiostrongylus costaricensis, 381 nucleotides. The record is from the annotation of a GenBank genome assembly. NCBI's taxonomy places the organism in Eukaryota, Metazoa, Nematoda, Chromadorea, Rhabditida, Metastrongylidae.
AUGGUUAUUUCUCGCCUUAGCACACCGUCGUUUGCUGUGAGAGAGGUGGUUCAGCCGUACUUGCCGUCUGUCCGACGGCGGUCUGUCGGCCACAUCUGUGGGGGUGGGCGGAGAUGCGGCCGAUUUGUUACCAUCGUUGCUUUUCACGCUCAAGCGCUCACCCAUCAUCUAGUAUGUAGCUUCAUCACGACGAUGCACUCCGGCGCCGACGACGGUCGAAUUGCCGUCCACCGAUGGAAAUCGGAGGGCACCUCACUCGCUCAACGGAAUGCCGAUGGCUUCCGUCGCCACGCUCGGACGACUCCGAAAUUCGCAGCGAAGGAGACGUCGAUCGACACGAGUGCAGAAUAUUCUCUCAUUAGAAUCAUGUUGGCAAUUUAA